Molecule: messenger RNA, 2558 nt
Organism: Sphaeramia orbicularis (orbiculate cardinalfish)
Lineage: Eukaryota; Metazoa; Chordata; Actinopteri; Kurtiformes; Apogonidae
Product: retinoblastoma-like protein 2
Exons: 14
Coding region: 283-1851 (522 amino acids)
Biological process (GO): negative regulation of G1/S transition of mitotic cell cycle; regulation of transcription by RNA polymerase II; cell differentiation
Cellular component (GO): transcription regulator complex; nucleus; chromatin
Molecular function (GO): RNA polymerase II transcription regulatory region sequence-specific DNA binding
Source: RefSeq, a predicted model, not a curated record
GCUCAGUGUCUGCCCCAACAACAACCAGAUACAGAUGACAAGUUGAGGCUUGUCUGGUUUAAAGGGGCCAAUGGGCUGAACUUCCUCAGCCUGUUGAGCAGCAACAGUAGGACUGUUCUGAUCCAUGCUGGACUUCACUACAGUUUAUCAGUCGACCUGAAGGGACACACAGGAGGUUCUGACUGGAGGAGAACCUCAGUCUGACCGUGGAAACUGACCCUGAACCCCCACAGACUCAGGUGCUCAUUCCUGUUCUACCUCUCAUCCUGUGUUGAAGUCACCAUGACAACCACACCUCCGGGCACCAUGGGAAAGCUAAUGUUUGGCCCCCGUGACAGCCUGUCUGCUAUGUUUAGGACGUGUUCCAGAGAUCCAACUGAGGCCGUUAACACGAGACUGAGACGCAUGCACCACACAUUUAUGCAACACCACAGGAGCAAUGCAGGCAGUGAGAAGAACAAAACGUUGGUGAAGUGCUGCUGUGAGGCUGAGAGGUGGUACUACAAGAUCCUGGAGAACCUCCUAGAACAAGAGAGGAAAAGGCCUGACUUCAGGGGCUUCUCUGGUAUCUUGGAGAACGAGCUUUUCCACUGCUGCCUGGUGGUGUGUUGUCUGGAGAUCACCAUGUUCACAAACCACCUACCAUGUGACUUCACUCUGCUCCUUAACAUCUUCAACCUGACACCAUACAACUUCUGGAAGGUGAUAGAGCCGGUGUUGCGGGCUGGAGUGGUUCUGCCUCUCACUGUCGUUUCACAUCUUGGCAAAGUAGAAGAGAGAGUUGUUGAGGGCUUGGCCUGGAGUGGGGACUCUCCUCUGUGGCAGGAAACGAGAGCCAACGAGUGUCGUCUGCCCACCUGCCAACAGGUGAUGCCUCCUAAACAACUUGAAGAUCCAAGUGGAGCGACUCUGCAACCAGACCAGAACCUACCAGGAGCAGAAGUCAGUUUGGAGUCUUUAACAGUCGACAGACCCCAGACAAGCAGCACUCUCUACAUAUUCACUCGCAAGGUUUACAGUUUAAAGGCUGAACGUCUGAGGAAGAUGUGUUCUUUACUGGACGUCCCCGAUGAGCUGAGGCUGAAGAUCUGGACGUGCUUCGAGUACUCCCUGGUCCACUGCACUGACCUCAUGGUGGACCGCCACCUGGACCAGCUGCUGUUGUGUGCCCUCUACAUCAUGCCAAAGAUUACCAGGUUUGAGCUUCCCUUCAAGCAAAUACUGAACUGCUACAAGUCACUGCCAAACAUUAACAAAAGUGUCUGCAAGAAAGUGCUCAUUUCCAGUGGUGAUGCUGAAAAUGCUCCAACUGAAAACAACCAAAGUAGCAGUUUACCCACCCCAAACACACCGUCAACGCAUUAUCCUGGAACUCAUCAGGGAAACAGAGCAAAUCUUAUAGAUUUCUACAACCAGAUAUACUCAUCACGGAUGGAGAACUUUGCUAAGCAGUUUGAGUCGAAUGCUGCGACUCGAUUGCUGGGUGAUACUCCUCCAUUGUCUCCAUACCCGAAACAACACAUAGCAACUCCUCUCAGACAUCGACUUUCUGACAACCACAACAUCUAUCUUUCCAUGCACAACACUGAAACAACACCACCACCUGCGUCUGGACUCCUCUACAUCUUUAAUUCAAGCCCCUCAGAGCGUCUGCGUGAGAUAAAUAAUAUGAUCAGAUCCAGCUCGUUACUGAACAGACGAGGUUAUGCAGUAUCACUGGAUGAAGGCGAGGAGGAGGAUGGGGACGGCGGUCCUUCAGCCAAGAGGCCUCGUACAGACGGACAGUCGGCCUGGCAGAGGAAACUCAGGGAGGUCAUCAACGAUCGCAACCAGAGAAACAACCCAGACUAGGACCGGGAUUAGACAUUUCAGAAACAGAACCUAACCAGAACAUGUACAAAAUGAAUCUAAAAAACAUCUGACUUCAGACUUUUAUUGGUGAUGUAAAUAUGAACCUGAUUCACACUCACAGGGAUUGAUUUUACCAGCAGUAGAUGAGACUCUGUCGUCUGUUUAUUACAAUAUCUGACCCCAUCCUAUGGUUUUAUAAUCAUGACACAUUCUUUACUGGAAAACUAUACUGAGCUCUAUUAUAUUUUUCAGGACAGAGUCUGUGAAAUUUUAAUACAUUUGUCAUUAUCAUUACCCAUCUUUCAGCUUAAACUCCUAUUUCUAGUAAGUAAAACAUUUCCUUUUCACAUUCAGUCAGUAUAAGUAUAUGUCUAAUGAACACUGAUUAUUCAUUAAAUCAUGGAAUUACUCAAUAAAAUAUUAUCAGCUUCCAUUUUUGGCCUCAUUUGUUGCCUUUUACGACACAAACAGUUCAGGAAUGAACUUAACAACUACAAAUUUGAAGCUCUUGUACUUUCACAUAUUAACAUUUUAUGCAUUUCAUACUUCUACUCUCUUAUAUCUCAGAUGCAAAUAUUUUCAUCCGCUAUAUCUAUAUUUGAGAAACAGCUUUAGUUACUUUGCAGAUUACAAUUUUUCACCUUCUUCCAGGUCAGUGAAAACUGUAUAUUUCCAAAUGUGUUGGUUGUGACUGUCUGUAAUUAACA